Messenger RNA from Temnothorax curvispinosus, 617 nucleotides. RefSeq lists its product as uncharacterized. The record is from RefSeq and is a predicted model, not a curated record. Bases 11 to 511 code for a protein of 166 amino acids. The transcript has 3 exons. Lineage: Eukaryota; Metazoa; Arthropoda; Insecta; Hymenoptera; Formicidae.
CGGUCGGAGCAUGAUGAAAAACGUGAAGAAGACGGAUAAAUUUAUAUCGAUACGGCUAGCGAGGUUUCUCAUGAAGGUUAUCGGUUUCUGGCCCGCCAAGUCGAAAACUGAGGAACGAUUAUUGAAUGGAAUUUUGACUUAUACAAUAUGCAUGGUUGUCAUGGCUUUGUGGAUAGAAGCAACCGAAUUAUACCUAGGUAAAGGUGACUUUUAUGCCAUCACGUAUACUUCUUGCAGCUCUAUGCCGGUAAUCAUAAUUUUGAUGAAGAUAUUUUUCUUUCUUCGUCAUCGAAAAGAAAUGUUGAAUAUGCUGAGAUAUACGGAGGAUAAUUUUUGGUACGCCCAAUACGACGAGUACGGCAGCAAGGUUAUGGAAAAGAUUAAUAAAAAGGGAAUUAUAUUAAUGUGCACGUUUACGUUCUUCGUACAAGGAACCGUUUUCACCUAUUUGCUGUCUCCUAUAAUCGGUAUCCUGAAUCUAAAUUUACAUCGCCAAUUUAGUAGAGAAUAGAAUAUACGAACGGUACAAAUCUUAGUUCAGAAAAUAUCGGGAGAAACGAGAGCGACAGAAUGCUUAUUUUUAAUCUCUGGAUCGGAAUUCCGACAACCGUCUCGCC